UUUUUGCACACUCAGGUCAUGGAGACCCCAAACCCACCCGGAGCUUUGACAUGACCCCCACACUCCCUCUGCACGGAUGUAGAAGCUGACCUGAGAGAUGGCUCUGCUGAGGAAAAUAAACAGGCUGCUGGUGGCGCUGUUGCUGCUCAUGCUGUGUCUCCUGCUGCACUCAGCUCUGCUCAGAGGAAACUCCAUUCACACACACACAGGCCCACACAGGAGCCAUGACCCUGUUCUCCGUUCAAACACGGUGAUCCCGGUGCUCGUCUGUGCCUCGGAGGAGAGGCUGGGCGCUGCCAUGGCAACCAUCAACAGUAUCCAAAGCAACACAGAAGCUGACGUCUUUUUCUACAUCGUCACUCUGCACGACGCCGUCAAACUCACGAGACACUACAUAGAGAAGACUAAACUGAGGAAGAUCAAGUAUAAGAUUCUGGAGUUUAACCCGAUGGUGCUCAAAGGGAAAGUGAAACCAGACUCCGCCCGACCCGAGCUGCUGCACCCGCUGAACUUUGUGCGCUUCUACCUCCCCCUGCUGGACAUCCACCACAAAAGACUCAUCUACAUGGACGACGAUGUCAUUGUUCAAGGAGACAUCAGAAGUUUGUUCAGUGUAAAACUCAAACCUGGACACGCUGCAGCCUUCGCCUCCGACUGUGACCUGCCCUACUCCCACGAGAGGGUCCGCAGCAUCGGCAUGCAGACAACAUACAUGGGUUUCCUUGACUACAGGAAACAGGAAGUGAGAGAUCUGGGCAUCGACCCAAACGAGUGCACCUUCAACCCCGGAGUGUUCGUGGCCGACGUGGACGAGUGGAAGAGACAGACCAUCACCAAACAGCUGGAGAAAUGGAUGGAGGAGAACUACAGGCGUGACCUGUACAGCAGCGCUCUGGUGGGGGGCGUGGCCACUCCCCCUCUGCUCAUCGUCUUCCACCAGAAAUACACCAAACUGGACCCACUGUGGCACGUCCGACAUCUGGGCUUCAGUCCUGACUCGUACUAUGCGGAGAGUUACCUGCAGGGGGCGCAGCUGCUGCACUGGAACGGCCCCUUCAAACCGUGGACGUACCCGGCGGUCCACUCUGACCUGUGGGAGAGAUGGUUCGUCCCUGACCCCUCCAGAAGGUUCAAACUGGUACGACCCAAAGCGGGAGAGGAGGAAGAGGAGGAGGAGGAGGAGGAGCGCUGA
Molecule: messenger RNA, 1192 nt
Organism: Boleophthalmus pectinirostris (great blue-spotted mudskipper)
Lineage: Eukaryota; Metazoa; Chordata; Actinopteri; Gobiiformes; Gobiidae
Gene: glt8d2
Product: glycosyltransferase 8 domain containing 2
Exons: 10
Coding region: 98-1192 (364 amino acids)
Cellular component (GO): Golgi apparatus
Molecular function (GO): glycosyltransferase activity
Source: RefSeq, a predicted model, not a curated record